ACAAGCAAUCACUCUAACACCUAUCAAAACCCUUUCUCUUGUUUACUUGUUAGUAUUUUUAUUUUUAAUACAUUUUCUUCAUAUCCUCCUCCACACUAAAUAGACUUAUUUUUACCAAGUACUUCAAAAAAAAAUGGCUAAUCUAAUCAACUAAAAGCUAAAAGAAAGUAGUAUAUACCACAGAAGAAACACCCUUGAGCGAUCAAAACCUCAACAGACGUGCCACGUCAACUUCAAAUCCCGCUGUUUUCUCAUCUUUGGUUCUCUAUGCCAUCUUUCUCUUCUGAUUCAUCUACAUCCUCUGUAACAACUGUUUUUUCCUAGGGUUUACAAUUUCCCCCUUUCUAGAGUUUAUGCUUCUCAAUUGAAUCUCCCACCACACCAAUUAUUUUGCAAUUAAACAAAUGACGACAGCUAGAUUGGUUGUUUUUCCAGUAAAGGGUAGAAAUUGGUGCUUUAGUAGGUCAAUUGAUCCAUUCAUCCCCGGUUCAACACAAUCUUCGUCGUCGGCAACUCCAUCCACAGUAACAGAUCUUUGGAAAUCUCUCUCCUCUACUUCUCAACCUAUUUCUUCUGCUAAUGCCGAACUUCUUAUCGACUUUGUCUCCAAUAAGAUGAAUAACACUUGGAUGGGUCUAGAGAAGGCGCCACAAGGGUCUUUCAAAAAUAAGAUUUAUGGUGUGGGGUUGUGGCUGCUUGCUCGAGUUAAACCAUCCGAGAUCUUCUUGAAAUCUAUAUCAAAGGAUGUCUCUGGAGUUGAAAUUACAUAUCCAACAAGUUUGAAUGCUAGACUUGUACGACGGAGAGUAAGGCACCUUGCUAUGAGCGGAGCAAUCAUUCACAAAAACUAUUUGUAUGGCUCUGCUUCAUUGCUUCCAGUGUCUACGGUUUUUAUGGUUCUACCGCUUCCCAACAUCCCAUUUUUUUGGCUACUAUAUCGUUCAUAUUCCCAUUGGCGUGCCUGGCAGGGUAGUGAAAAGCUUCUCCAACUUGUUUCUGAUGGUUCAAAUGUUCCGUGUGAUAGAAGGAAAGAAAAUGAAGACCAUGAUAGCUUCCAUAGUGAAAGUCUAGAGGUGACCAAACCAUCUUGGGUCAUGCGGCCAUCAAAGGAAUUGGAAGAACUUAUUCAUCGAGCACGUUGUGAUGAUGGCCUGAACAAAUCUGCGAUAACUGAAAUUUGCAAAACUUUUGAGUUGAAUCCACAAGAGGUUCUCAAGUACCAAAAGCUUUAGUUGUAGAUUUGGAUAUAGGGUUAACAGGGAUAGUUGAAGUUUUAUUUAGUGGAAGUGGAUUUUCUUAUUGUUGGAAGAUGAGUUUUGCCAUCUUUUUCGUUGAUAAUAUUAGGGCAUUGAUGGAAUCUGUUUCAAAAUUUCAAUUUAUAAAAUCAUCUCAAUUUGUGGUUUCCAUGCCUACAUUUAUAUUAAUUUUCUGUGAUAUUCAUAG
Messenger RNA from Amaranthus tricolor (Joseph's coat), 1443 nucleotides. RefSeq lists its product as uncharacterized. The record is from RefSeq and is a predicted model, not a curated record. Gene Ontology annotation, cellular component: mitochondrial inner membrane. Gene Ontology annotation, biological process: proton transmembrane transport; potassium ion transport. NCBI's taxonomy places the organism in Eukaryota, Viridiplantae, Streptophyta, Magnoliopsida, Caryophyllales, Amaranthaceae. The transcript has 8 exons. Bases 405 to 1232 code for a protein of 275 amino acids.